AUGCAACCUGUGGGUAAGGAUAUUCCACCUGGUAGAUAUUUCAUUCCUCACCAUUGUGUGAUCCGUCCAGAAAGAUUAGCGACCAAACUUCGCGUUGUAUUCAAUGCGAGUCACAAGACGACUAAUGGACUAUCUUUAAAUGACAUUGUUGACUUGGUUGAUAUUAUUACUGGAUUUCGGAUUCAUAAUAUAGUGUUCACAUGUGACAUAUCUGAGUUGUACAGGCAAAUCGUGAUAAGGCCAGAGGAUCGAGUGUGGCAACACGUACUAUGGCGUAAAUCCCCUUCUUUGCCUGUUCAAGAAUUUGAACUUCGUACGGUCACAUACGGAGUCAAAAGCUCGCCGUACUUAGCGAUACGAACAUUACAUAAGUUAGCUACAGAUCACGGUGAUCAGUUUCCUCAUGCUGCUGAAGCUCUUCGGCAUCAUACUUAUAUGGACGAUAUUAUUACAGGUGCUUCCUCAAUCGAAGCAACCUCUCAGCUUAAAGAAGAUCUGAUCAAUCGUCUUAACUGUGCGCAGCUAGAUUUACGUAAGUGGAGCAGUAACAGCCCUUUACUUCUUCAAACGUUACCCAUGGAACAUUGGGAAUGUCCGAAGUCAUUUUCUGAUGAUGGUUCAAUAACGCUUAAGGUUUUAGGAGUUCAAUGGGAUCCCACGGAAGACUAUUUCACUUAUUCCGUCUCUCCUGUGAAUGUGGAGUUUACGAAACGUUCAAUCCUGUCCCACGUUGCUCGUAUUUAUGAUCCGUUGGGUUGGCUUUCACCUUUUAUUCUUUUAGCCAAACUACUUCUUCAAAGCUUAUGGCGUAUUGGGUUGUCUUGGAAUGAACUCAUUCCUGCCAAUCUACGCAACGAUUGGGUUCCAUUUGUGUCUGACUUAUACAAUAUAAAAUCGAUAAAAAUCCCUCGUAAAACCGUGAUACUUAGGUGCUACACACCAGCUAAUUGGGUUUUGCGAUGGAUCAACAAAAGCAUACGGAUGCUGUGUCUAUCUUCGAUCAAGUAUCAAUGA
Parnassius apollo (apollo) is the source of this 1014-nucleotide messenger RNA. Lineage: Eukaryota; Metazoa; Arthropoda; Insecta; Lepidoptera; Papilionidae. The record is from the annotation of a GenBank genome assembly.